CUCCCCCCUCCCCCAGACCCUCCUAGCUCAAUGAAGCUUUCUUUGCCCGCAGGUUGGAGGCUGAGCAGCUGCGGUCAGGGAGCUGGACUUUCAAGCGGCUGUGGGAUGGCAGAGCGGCCGGGGCGGUGGCCCCUGCCUUUCCUCUACGUCCCAGCUAAGCGAGCGGGUUAUAAACAGUUCUACUCCGACGGAGCCACUGCUGGUCCAGCUAGCGAACUGAAAUUCCGAGGGCCUAUUUGGCUCUGUUGGAUGUCCUAAGGAGCCGGCAAGUGAUGUCAUGACCUUCACUCUGAUGUCACGUUGAGUGUGUGAUGUCAUAGGCAGCCUCAGUGCCCGGGCGCCAGGGCUCUCUGGCACGAAUCGCCAAGUUUCCCUAGGUGGAGCCACUUGUGCGCUCCCAGGGCAGUGUGGUCCGGAGGCGGUGCGCGACCCGGCCUAUCUGGGGACCCUUACUCUUUUCCUGCUUCAUGCUCUCCCCACACAUUCUGACUGCCCAAGAGACUACGGCGUGGGGAGGGGGAAGUGCCUCCCACAGGCCCGGCCCCGCCCCGACCCCGCCUCCAGCCUGAGCCCGCGGGGCCAGGAAGCGCUGGAGGAACCGCCCGGGGACAUGGACGGGGCUGUGAUGGAAGGGCCGCUCUUUUUGCAGAGUCAGCGCUUCGGGACCAAGAAAUGGAGGAAGACGUGGGCCGUGCUCUACCCCGCUAGUCCCCACGGCGUAGCGCGGCUCGAGUUUUUUGAUCACAAGGGGUCGAGCUCCGGAAGUGGUCGAGGGGGCUCGCGCCGCCUGGACUGCAAGGUGAUCCGUCUGGCUGAGUGCGUGAGUGUGGCUCCAGUGGCUGUGGAAAGCCCCCCAGAGCCCGGCGCAGCUGCCUUCCGCCUGGACACUGCGCAGCGCUCACACCUGCUGGCUGCGGACGCGCCGUCCAGCGCAGCCUGGGUGCAGACGUUGUGCCAAAAUGCCUUUCCGAAGGAAAGUUGGACUCUGGCUCCCGUCCCGGUCACGGACCCACCUAAACUUUCUGCCCUGGAGAUGCUGGAGAAUUCCCUGUACAGCCCUAUGUGGGAAGGAUCCCAGUUCUGGGUCACUGCACAGAAGACAGAGGCCUCUGAGCGCUGUGGUCUGCAUGGGCCCUAUGUGCUGAGGGUAGAGGCUGAGAGGCUGACUCUUCUGACCCUGGGAGCCCAGGGUCAGAUCCUGGAGCCACUUCUUUCUUGGCCUUACACUCUGUUGCGCCGCUAUGGCCGAGACAAGGUCAUGUUCUCUUUUGAGGCUGGUCGCCGUUGCCCUUCUGGCCCUGGAACCUUCACCUUCCAGACCGUGCAAGGAAAUGAUAUAUUUCAGGCAGUUGAGACUGCCAUCCGUCAGCAGAAGGCCCAGGGAAAAGUGGGGCAGGGGCAGGAUGUCCUCAGGGCUGACUCCCAUGAAGGGGAGGUGGCAGAGGGGAAGGUUGCUUCUGCUCCUAGCCCCCAGCAGCUCAGAAGCAGUGCCCCAGCCCUGUAUGCUGAGCCCUUAGACUCCUUGCGCAUUCCUCCAGCUCCUUCUCAGGACUCCUUAUACUCAGAUCCUGUAGACAGUACCCCCUCUCGGGCAUCAGAAGAGAUACAGGUGAAGAAACGUCUCUACUGGGAUCUAUAUGAGCAUGUGGAGCAGCAGCUGCAGAAGGCCAAGCUGACAAACACCAAAGAAGACCCCAUCUAUGAUGAACCUGAGGGUCUGGCCCCAGCCCCUCCCCGGAGUCUUUAUGAUCUGCCUCAGGAGCCCAAGGACGCAUGGUGGUGCCAGGCUCGGGUGAAGGAGGAGGGUUAUGAGUUUCCCUAUAACCCUGCCACUGAUGACUAUGCUGUGCCCCCCCAUCGGAGCACAAAGCCCCUCCCAGCUCCCAAGCCCCAGGGCCUGACCUUCCCCAAAUGUGGUGCUACAGGUGGUAGUGGUAGCAAAGGCCACAGCUUAGACACUGCCCUGUAUAGCCAGGUCCAGAAGAGUGGAGCCUCAGGGGGCUGGGACUGUGGGCUCUCUAGGACAGGUACUGACCAGACGGGGGUCAAGUCAGGGGGCUCCACCUGAAAAGGUAGCUGAUAAGAGGACCAUGGAAAGGUGGCACCGGGGUUCAGAAAAACCUGUUAGAAUGAACAGGAACCAGAAGGUGGGAAGGCCCUCCAUCGAAGUCCUAAGAACAAAAGGCAGGACUGAAAGAUGAGCUCUGGGGAACACCAACAAUCCUGAGCAGUCCCUCUUCAAAGGAACAGAGCUGUUGGACCAGGUCUUCGGAAGCGGGUAGUUGGUCACAGUGGGUGAAGUUCCAGGGCCUGUAUGGAAAUUGCCUGGAUCCUUACCCCCUUGUAUUGUUCUUUGCCAGAGAUAUAUUUUAAAAAUUUCAAGAUACAUUAAAGUGAGUUUGGGUUUAA
Molecule: messenger RNA, 2409 nt
Organism: Octodon degus (degu)
Lineage: Eukaryota; Metazoa; Chordata; Mammalia; Rodentia; Octodontidae
Gene: Dok1
Product: docking protein 1
Exons: 5
Coding region: 611-2068 (485 amino acids)
Biological process (GO): positive regulation of MAPK cascade; cell surface receptor protein tyrosine kinase signaling pathway
Cellular component (GO): cytoplasm
Source: RefSeq, a predicted model, not a curated record